AUGCAAAAGGCAGUAGAUAGAGCUAUUAAAGCUAUCUUAAAUAAGCAAAAAAUAUGUAUAUUUGCCGAUUAUGACGUCGAUGGUGCUACUUCGUCAGCAUUACUUAAAAAUGUUUUCAAAGAUUUAAAUAUUGUUUGUGAUAUUUAUGUCCCUGAUCGUAUAGCUGAAGGGUACGGUCCUACUCCUUCUGCUAUGCAAAAAAUUAAAGAUAACGGCACUGAAUUAUUAAAAACAGUUGAUUGUGGGGUGAUGGCUCAUGAAGCCUUGAAAUACGCAAAGGAUGCAGGGCUUGACGUAAUCGUUAUUGAUCAUCAUAUAGCUAUUGAAAUAUUACCUGAAGCGGUAGCUAUAGUGAAUCCGAAUCGUGUUGAUGAGACAAGUGAAUGUAAACAUCUUGCAGCUGUAGGGGUUGCUUUUUUAUUUGCAACUGGGAUAUUAUCAGAUUUAAAGAAGCAAAAUUAUUUUGAGAAAACUCUUCCGCCUAAUUUGAUAAAAUAUUUGGAUUUGGUGGCUCUUGGUACUGUGUGCGAUAUGGUAAAGCUUAUUGGGUUAAACCGUGCUUUUGUAUCGAGCGGCUUAAAAAUAAUGCAUCAAAGGCAAAAUAUCGGCAUUAAAACGUUAUAUGAUAUGGCAGGGCUUAAUGAAAUCCCAAAAUGUUAUCAUUUAGGUUUUAUUUUAGGUCCGGGUAUUAAUGCUGGCGGUAGAGUAGGAAAAUCAAGUUUAGGUGCUAAUCUAUUAUCUACUAAUAGCUCUAAUGAAGCUCUUAAAUUAGCUGAGGAGCUUGAGAAGCAUAAUAAUGAACGUAAAGUCAUUGAAAUGCUGAUGAUAGAAGAAGCAAUGGAAAUGGCUAAGACGCAGCAAGAUAAUAGUUUGUUAUUUAUUGUUAAAGAAGGAUGGCAUCCUGGUGUUAUAGGUAUUGUUGCAGGAAGACUUAAAGAGAAAUUUGAUAAACCAGUAGCAGUUAUAGCCUUAAAUGACGGGAUCGGUAAAGCAUCAUGUCGUUCUAUUUUAGGUGUUGAUUUUGGGGCUGAGAUUAUUAAUGCUAAAGUCAAAAAUUUACUAAUUGCUGGCGGAGGACACGCCAUGGCAGCAGGUUUUACAGUAGUUGCCGAAAAAAUACAAGAAUUACAAGAAUUUUUAAAUAACGCUUUUAGAAUUAGUCUAAAUAGACUAGAAAAUUAG
Chrysoperla carnea is the source of this 1182-nucleotide messenger RNA. RefSeq names its product single-stranded-DNA-specific exonuclease RecJ-like. NCBI's taxonomy places the organism in Eukaryota, Metazoa, Arthropoda, Insecta, Neuroptera, Chrysopidae. The record is from RefSeq and is a predicted model, not a curated record. The transcript has a single exon. Gene Ontology annotation, molecular function: 5'-3' exonuclease activity; nucleic acid binding. Gene Ontology annotation, biological process: DNA recombination; DNA repair. Bases 1 to 1182 code for a protein of 393 amino acids.